This is a messenger RNA of Coniophora puteana RWD-64-598 SS2, 1213 nucleotides long. Its product is annotated as WD40 repeat-like protein. The transcript has 8 exons. Gene Ontology annotation, molecular function: protein binding. Gene Ontology annotation, cellular component: THO complex part of transcription export complex. The record is from RefSeq and is a predicted model, not a curated record. Lineage: Eukaryota; Fungi; Basidiomycota; Agaricomycetes; Boletales; Coniophoraceae. Gene Ontology annotation, biological process: mRNA export from nucleus. Bases 92 to 1156 code for a protein of 354 amino acids.
AUCCUGACAUCGCGUCCUCUGGUGUCACGGCACCUUCACCUGGCACUUGCUCUUACCAUUAACACCCUGUCAGCUCGCUCACCCAACCUCGAUGGCAAGUUACACGGGCAGCAAGGACGAAGAUGAAGUCCCGCCCCCUCAACGGCCACCCUCCCCACCAGCCCACACUACCUUCGCUGCUCGAGGCCUGCAUGCCAUCAACUUCUCCCUCCACAAGCCUCGGGACGUUCGCAUCCCUUCACAGCAAGCCAUGACCCAUGUCGCAUGGAGCUGCGACGGAAAACGCCUCGCCGGAGUAGGCAUAGACAAGAUAGUGCGCGUGUGGACACCGGAAAAAAGCCUGGAAUAUCGCUCCUCAGCGACCUUCUCCGGCGGCCAUUCCGACGACGUCGACUAUGUGACCUGGAACCCCACCCAUCCGGAACUAUUUUGCACCUCGAGCCAGAAGGAUCGACGCAUAGUGUUCUGGGAUGCCCGGCAAAGUCGGCACAUACAGCAAGUCCCGCUGAAAGUUGCGCCCGUUCAACUGAACUACUCCCCUGAUGGUCGAUCGCUGCUUUAUACCUCGGCUGGGCAUCAGUUGUUCUUUAUGUCAAAUGUGCAGGAGGUGGGAUCGUCGAAGAGGCAUUGGCAAACGUCUGACAAGGAUGGGAACAUCGUAGCGACGACGGCUAUGUUCAACUUUGCAGGCGACGGAGUUGUCCUCACGCACCAUUCCGAACAUUCCCUUCGCAUUCUAGAUUAUCCUUCUUUAACGCUUCGGGAGAACCCUGCAGCCCAUGUAGGCGGGUGUGUAGCAGUGGCGCUUGAUCCGCGCGGAAGAUACCUUGCUUCGGGAGGCAAUGACUCUAUAGUAGACUUGUUCGAUGUUAAUGAGUGGAUAUGCGCUCGAACCAUAACUUCCUGCGAGUACGGGGUUAAUGCACUGAGCUUCUCCUACGACGGAGAGUACAUCGCUAUUGCAAGCGGUGGGCAAUACAUCGACAUCUGUGCGACCGAGACUGGGGUCCCGCUUCAUCGAGUCCCCACCCUUGCGCCAUCGCCAACGGUGACUUGGCAUCCUUCGAAGUUUGUUUUUGCAUACUGUGGUCAGACGAAGUUGAGGGAGGGUGGUCCACCUUCCACCGCAGUGAUUAGUAUGUUCGGAGCACUGUAGUCUCGUUUCGCUACACGAGGUCGUCGCAGUAGUCUAGCACAUGAAGCAAUAUAUGCG